Messenger RNA from Ornithodoros turicata, 1562 nucleotides. RefSeq names its product transcription factor Sp9-like. NCBI's taxonomy places the organism in Eukaryota, Metazoa, Arthropoda, Arachnida, Ixodida, Argasidae. The record is from RefSeq and is a predicted model, not a curated record. Gene Ontology annotation, molecular function: DNA-binding transcription factor activity, RNA polymerase II-specific; RNA polymerase II cis-regulatory region sequence-specific DNA binding. The transcript is spliced from 3 exons. The coding region runs from base 190 to 1464 and encodes 424 amino acids. Gene Ontology annotation, biological process: regulation of transcription by RNA polymerase II.
CGUUCUUCUAGUCGACUUCUUUUUUGGCUGCGUCCUGUGUGCGGUGUGGUAUUGCAUCCCACCGCAUGGUGUGUUAAGGAUCGAUGUUCGCAUGGUGGGUGUAGCGAGGGUGUGUCUUCUUCGCGUGCCAAUUUGUGUCACGCUAAAGCAUGGCUGCCGUUCACAGCGAGGGUGGCCAUUGGGGUCGACAUGGAGGCUGAACUGAAGCCACCGAUUGUCGACUUGGACUUUAAACCGGAACAUACGAAGCUAGGCGGCACUCCGCUGGCCAUGCUGGCGGCACAAUGCAACAAGCUGGCCAGUAAGAGUCCUCCGCCACUCGCUGACGCAGCCGUGGGAAAAGGAUUUCACCCUUGGAAAAAAGGAGGUCCUGGAGCUUCAUCUUCGCCUCCUCAACAUCAUCGUCAAGGUGGAAUCCCAGCUUGUACCGGAUAUCAACGGUCCCCCACAUCGACGUGCAGCUAUACCCCUUCAGACGCUGCCCUCUUCUACCCGGGCGUCUCUGGCGCUCCGGCCUCCACUUCGACUGAGUCCCUGCUGGCUAAGGUGGAACCCAGUUCACACCUCAGCAGAAUGUACUCCCAUCCUUAUUGCGACAGUUGGCCAUUUAACGUCCCCGGUACGGCGGGCCACAUAAAACCCGAAGUGGCUACCAACGCCUUUAACUCUACGUCCUGGUGGGAUGUGCACGCGGGUGCUGGACCCACGGGGUCAUGGUUGGACAUGUCGGGUGCCCAAGGUCUUCAUUCGCAACUGCCUAACGCCUACCCGGCGUCCGAGUACGGCAUUGGCUCUGGACUCCCAGGUGGACCCCUAUUGUCGUCAGGUCCGUUGCUGCAGGACACUUACAAGUCGAUGCUUCCUUCGCAAGGCGGUGCGGGAUCGAGCGGAGGCGGCUCGGCGUUUGGUUUGUCGCAGUCGGCGUUGCCGCAAGUCCCAUCGCCGCGAUCCCAGAGGAGGUACGCGGGUAGAGCGACAUGCGACUGCCCCAACUGUCAGGAGGCCGAACGCCUUGGACCAGCGGGAGCGCAUCUCCGGAAGAAAAAUAUCCACUCGUGUCACAUUCCAGGCUGUGGCAAAGUGUACGGCAAGACAUCCCACUUGAAAGCUCACCUUCGAUGGCACACGGGUGAGAGACCAUUCGUCUGCAACUGGCUAUUCUGCGGCAAGCGGUUCACGCGUUCUGAUGAACUUCAACGACAUCUCCGGACUCAUACUGGGGAGAAGCGGUUCGCGUGUCCCGUCUGCAACAAGCGCUUUAUGCGGUCGGAUCAUCUGAGCAAGCACGUGAAGACGCACAACGGCGGUACGGGAGACAAGAAGGGGAGCUCCUCUGGGAGCUGCUCGGACUCCGAGAACUCGCAAAGCGAACCACCAGCCCAUGGUACACCACCCCUCGGGGGAUUAGGCUUAGCUGGUAUAGGACCUCCUCCUCCGCACGAUCCCAUGCAUCGGCACAAGUAAAUACGGGUCUAUCAACCGAGUGCCUGGGGGACUUACUGCUGUCUUUACAGCCCUUCAGAAUGUGUUCUCACACGCAUUCUGUGUGUUGUGUCAUGUAU